This is a messenger RNA of Nicotiana tabacum (common tobacco), 486 nucleotides long. NCBI's taxonomy places the organism in Eukaryota, Viridiplantae, Streptophyta, Magnoliopsida, Solanales, Solanaceae. The record is from RefSeq and is a predicted model, not a curated record.
AUGCGAGAAAAAUGUGCAUUUGGGGUUGCCUCAGGCAAAUUUUUGGGGUUUCUCGUUUCUAACCAUGGUAUUGAGGUAAAUCCUUCUCAGAUCAAAGCAAUAGAGGAGAUCCCUAAUAUCCUUACGAGUAAAAAAGAAGUCCAAAUGCUAACGCGCGGAACCGUGCCUACUGACAAAAGAAAAGCUUAUGCACUUCGCAAAAAAGCUGCUCGUUACUGUUUACAUCAAGGAAAUCUUUAUCGAAAGAUGUUCGGUGGGCCAUUAUCAAGGUGUCUCGGACCUUCCCAAACAGAAUAUUUGAUGAGAGAAGUACAUGAAGGACAUUGUGGAAAUCACGAAGGAGGAAGGUCGCUGGUAAAAACGAUGAUUCGAGCAGGGUAUUAUUGGCCUAAAAUGGAAGAAGAAGCAAAUGGUUUCGUGUCCCAGUGUGAUAAAUGUCAAAGAUAUGGCAAUAAUAUGCAUAGACCAGCUGAGCUAUUGCACCCU